Molecule: messenger RNA, 999 nt
Organism: Chrysoperla carnea
Lineage: Eukaryota; Metazoa; Arthropoda; Insecta; Neuroptera; Chrysopidae
Product: odorant receptor Or2-like
Exons: 6
Coding region: 1-882 (293 amino acids)
Biological process (GO): detection of chemical stimulus involved in sensory perception of smell; sensory perception of smell
Cellular component (GO): plasma membrane
Molecular function (GO): odorant binding; olfactory receptor activity
Source: RefSeq, a predicted model, not a curated record
AUGACCAAAAAUUGUACGGUUUCAUUAUUAUAUGUUCUGGGAAUUGGUAAAAUAUCAAUAUUGUUAUUUCAAAAAGAACGUUUAUAUCGUUUGAUUAAUAUAGUCUUGGCGACAGAGCAAAGUGUUUGCGAUCAUGGUUCACCGGUGUUAAUUAAAAUUUUUGAUAAAUAUUGUUAUCAAUCACGUUGGGUUACAAACAUCCCCCAUACAGAACUAUUUUUAUCGGGACCAUCUUACGUAAAAUAUCCGAACGGAACGGCAACGAAUAUUAUUCGAAAACCAUUUGUGUUUAGCUCAUGGUUUCCAUUUAACGAUAAUGAAACACCAGGUUAUGAAAUUGCAUUUAUAAUUCAUAUAAUUUCGGGAAAUGUUGGUGGAUGGACGUCAGCAAUUGCAAAUACACAUAAUUAUGCAAUGAUGGUGUUUGCAGCUGGACAAUUAAAAAUUUUACAAAAUAAAUUGGAGAAUUUAGGUAAUCUAAGAGUAUGGUUUAAUCCUGUUAUGUUUUUGGAAUUACUCGUGUGUUCAAUAAUGUUAUGCGCAAUUUUGUAUCAAGUAACAAUUCAAGAUUUUAAUGUUCGCUUAUUUUUUACUGUCGAAUAUUUGAUAGCAAUGAUCAUUGUUUUAUUUAUUUCAUACUGGCAUGCAAAUGAAGUUUUGGUUGAGAGUCUCAAAGUAGCAGAUAGCGUUGGUAUCUCAAGUUGGUAUACAUUUGAUAACAAAUCGAAACAUUUGUUGCGACUAAUUUUAAUGCGGUCACAGAAGCCAUUAGUUUUAACAGCUGGGCCAUUUCAUAAGAUGUCCUUGGAAACGUUUUUGGAUAUUUUAAAGGCGUCUUUCACAUAUUUAACCUUACUCAGGAUAGUUUACGAAGAAGAGUAAAUUUAGGAAUUUACCUCAAAAUAUUUGUAGAUAUCUAGGUAAUCUAUACAAACAUAGAAUACAUAGAAUCAAGCAGGAGUUCAGUAGUAUUAGUGAAUAUUGUAAAUGAAAUGAAGC